AUGCCCGCCCAAGGAGCAUGCAACGCGCAAGGACAUUGCGAAGAGCGCGAUCCACCAGAAGGCUGGCCAGCCUGUGACUACUGUCUCUUCGCACACCAUCCUGAAGACGACUGUUGGGACCCCUGUGGUCAUUGUGGACAGUGGCACCAUCCUUCCGCCGAUUGCCCGCCCAUCCCUUUGACCACCAAGAAUGUCACGAUACAGCACUUCUACGCUAAUUCUUCCCCUUCAUUUUUCCCUUCACCCCACAUUCCGCAUGAGACCUCCCUAGGCCAUGGUAAUUAUCAUGGCCAUCAUCAACUUCCACCAGCACCCGCUCAAACAGGCUACAACGCCGACACGUCUGGCCCUCAAGCUGCUGCUCCAGCGACUGCAGCCGAAGCCAUCCACCAAGUCACAUCAGCCAUUCGGAAAGCUAUAGCAGAUGAGCAGUCGGCAUCCCGCGGAGACAAAAAGAAAGAAGUGAAGAAGAAGGCGAAGAAGGACAAGAAAGAGAAGAAGCACAAGAAGGAGAAAUCAGGAUCCGCGCACUCAGCCGGUGUUAAGAAGGCUAAGAAACAGCGCAAGAGGGAGGCUGGAGAGGUGAAAGUGGUAGCAGGAGGGCAAAUGAUCAUUCGGAAGCUGACGGCAUCAGAAUUGGAGAUGAAAAAAAGAGGAAUUGCUCUCCCAGAUGCGAGUUUGAGUACUGAGGACCGUGAUGAGGAGGCUGGGGUUGUACGGCGCUAUGCAAGGAUCGAGAGUGAUGGGGAAGAGGGGGAGAAAGAGGAUUAUGCUGCGGGCGAGAGCUAG
This is a messenger RNA of Bacidia gigantensis, 789 nucleotides long. RefSeq lists its product as uncharacterized. The record is from RefSeq and is a predicted model, not a curated record. The transcript has a single exon. Lineage: Eukaryota; Fungi; Ascomycota; Lecanoromycetes; Lecanorales; Ramalinaceae. Bases 1 to 789 code for a protein of 262 amino acids.